This is a messenger RNA of Linum trigynum, 2471 nucleotides long. The record is from the annotation of a GenBank genome assembly. NCBI's taxonomy places the organism in Eukaryota, Viridiplantae, Streptophyta, Magnoliopsida, Malpighiales, Linaceae.
CGGUAACCCUCUGUUGUCGUACACUCUAAACAAAUAAGAUGAUGCUGCUGCCGCCGCGGCUAUCUCCGCUGUCGAGAAACUUGGUAGCUUGGCGUCCGCUCCUCCUCCUUUCGUCUCGCAACAUUGUAGGCUCUACUAAUCCUCGUUGCUCAGUCGUACCUCCGUCGCCGGCUGUUGCAGCUUCUGCUAGGCCGUACCCGGCGGAGGAGUUAUGUGCGCUGGAGCAGCUCAAGGUCGAGGUCGGUACGGAGCACCACCUAGAUUGGUUUCUAGGGUUCAAGAAUUUGAUGAACAGCUACUACAAGGGCCGCGUAGGGAGGGAUGUGCUCCCCGGUUUGAUAAUGGAAUCGAUUCUCAAGUUCAGGGCUGAAACCAAUAAUAAGGAGUUGCCGGAGGAGAUUCAGGGUGUCUAUAUAGAGAAAGAAGCGAUAAUCCUCAGGGGAGAUUGGAUUAUAGAGUUGCAGAACUUGUUGAGGGAAUACCUCAAAGGCAAAAAGCAUUUGCUUCCUGCGAUCAGGAAAAAGCUUCUGAAGAUGAGACUGUCAGGGAAGCAUGAUCACAUGGUGACCGCGUAUCCAGAUGUGAUGUGCAGAGCAGCUCAAGUGACAUAUACAACAACCAGAGCCGAAUACUUCGACAAUUAUGCCAACCUCAUUCUUCCAGAUGAUAUCAAGGACAAAUUGGCGGAGAAGGUCAGAUUGUUAGUCCCUUCAGAGUUCAUCGAGGAAGAGUAUGUCAAGGGGGGGCUGAUGAGGAAGUUAAGGCGCUAUUCGGAGAUUAAUUAUGAGGAAGAGCUUGAGCUGUAUAGAGAAUUUGAGAGUGAAGUACUGAUAGAUUAUAUAAACAGAGUGGAAGCCAAGGAGGAGGGUGCAACAACACAAUUUUAUCGUUUUGACGAUGAUGAUGAUGAGAAGAAUGCUCGUGAAGUUGUCAGGAAAUACAAAGCCUUGACCGAUGAAGUUGUGAGUAAGUGUCCAAGGAGAUAUAUUUUCGAUGAACCAAAAGAGUUGGCAUAUAUACACACAGAUUGGGCUCGCCGGCUCCACUAGAGUCAUCUACUGAAUUUGGUUUUAUCGCUUGGGCGAAUGUAUAAUCUUUAAUAAUCCAAUCUGAUAGAUUUUGUGCUCCAGUGAUUUAUGCAUAUUUCUCUUUGAUUCCUCCUAACAUUUUGGAAGCUAAAGAUUCUUAUUUAGUGAUGAAUUUGGUGUUAUCGUUUUAUUUUCUGAAUGAGACCAUGAGAGAAGAAAGAGCUGGGGAUGCGGAGUGGUCUUUCUGAAUUGUUAUGCGGUACAGGGUUAACUUAUCCGACGAAAGUAAAGGGAAGGACAAUCAUCAAUCUGCCUCCAAUUUCAGCACCAAUCUGGAUUGAGAUAAGGAGUUUGAUGGGAAAACGAAUUUGGUCGGAUGGGAAACGAUUUUAUAGUUUUAUUUUUGUUUAUUAAUUUAGUGAUGUGGAAAUUUUAGGGUAAAUGACAGAAAUAUUGUUUUUUUUUUAAUUUACCACGAAUAUGGCCAAUUAAAAACUAUUUACAAAGAUAUUGUGGUUUUUAGUAAGGAUUGGGGCGGGACCACCUGAGACUCAGGCGGGACUAAAUUUUUACUCAGUCCUGGGCGCCGGCGCCCCAGUCUCAAGCGGCCCCGCCUCAGACAAAUUUUUUUAAUUAGUCUGAGGCGCUGGCGCCCGAGACUCAGGCGGGAGCGCCCCGGAAUAAUUUUUUUUUAAUUUUGGACGGGCCCCUCCCACCUUAUCCCCUCCCCACCACCACACAUAUCCUCCCUUCUUCUUCCUCCCCACAACCCCGAACCAGCAGACCCAACCUCCUCCUCCCUCCUUCUUCUUCCUCCACCCCAACCCCGAACCGCCGCCCGCCGCCCGCAGCACCGCCCCAGACUCAGGCGCCGCCGCCGCACACUCGGGCGCCGCCGCCGCAGAGAGGAGCGCCGCCGCCGCAGACAGUAGCGCCGCCGCCUUGGACUGAACCGCCGCCGCCCGAGAUGUCCUCCGACGAAGAACCAGUCGCCGCCGGCAGAGGCAGAGGUAGAGGUCGGCGAGGUCGUGGUGGAGCCGGCGGCCGUUUGCGCGGUGAGACUCUCUUCGGCAACUUGAUUUUUUUUUUAAUGUUUUGUGUUUUUUUUAAUGUUUUGUUGCUUUGGUUUUGCAGUUCCGAGGCUUAUGGAUCCUUAUUCGAUGAGAUUACCGCCGGCGACAAUUGAUCCAAGUCCGGUCGAUCCGACACUUCUUUGGGGACACGGCCAACAUCGUAUCGACUCUGUUUGGACAAACGAGGUAAGUAUUUGAUAAUUAUUCAUGUAAAGUUAAUUAGCUAAUUAGAUUAUUUUAGGUAGUGAACUGAACUGAACUGUUAGGUGAAAUUAGUAUAAUUUUAUGUUAGAUAAGACAGAUUAGAAUUUAUUAGGUGAAAUUAGAAUUAUUACGAAUGAAAAUGAAUUAAUAUAAGUUUUGUGCACUA